AUGCUGGCAUCUUUUAAAUUGAAGAAGCUGAUCAAGUGCAGUAAUCCUAAUUGCGCGGAGUGCGAUAUAUACAAAUUAUUCAUGUGCCAUUUGUGUAGCAGCAAGCUGUACGAAAAAUACUACAAUAUGAAAACGGCGCUAUGGCGAAGAGAUGCGAUUCUGCAAUUUCCGAGUUUAAUAUGCUGCGAAGAACACUUUACAUGGCAUUUGAUGAAUUGUGGAGGAAUGGAGAACAUGACUCCCCUUGUUGACAAGAGUUGCAUUGAAAACGGGUACUAUGCAAGAGAUGGAAUUGUAAAUGAUAUGUUGUUUUAA
This is a messenger RNA of Blastocystis hominis, 315 nucleotides long. RefSeq lists its product as hypothetical. Lineage: Eukaryota; Bigyra; Opalinata; Blastocystidae. The transcript has 2 exons. The coding region runs from base 1 to 315 and encodes 104 amino acids. The record is from RefSeq and is a predicted model, not a curated record.